AGCUCGCGGGGGCCGGGCCGAGCCGCGGGGCGGGGCCGCCCCUCUGUCUCCGCUGCCUCCUCCCCCACCGCCGCCGCGGAGGAUGCGGACGGCCCCCGGCGGCGUCUAGCGGCCCGGGCCCGGCACGAUGGUGCAGCAGCGGGGCGCGCGGGCCAAGCGGGACGGCGGGCCGCCGCCCCCGGGGCCCGGGCCGGCCGCCGAGGGGGCGCGCGAGCCAGGUUGGUGCAAGACCCCGAGCGGCCACAUCAAACGGCCGAUGAACGCGUUCAUGGUUUGGUCGCAGCACGAGCGGAGAAAAAUCAUGGACCAGUGGCCCGACAUGCACAACGCUGAGAUCUCCAAGCGCCUGGGCCGCCGCUGGCAGCUGCUGCAGGACUCGGAGAAGAUCCCGUUCGUGCGGGAGGCGGAGCGGCUGCGCCUCAAGCACAUGGCGGACUACCCGGACUACAAGUACCGGCCUCGCAAGAAGAGCAAGGGGGCGCCCGCCAAGGCGCGGCCCCGCCCCCCCGGAGGCGGCGGUGGUGGCAGUCGGCUGAAACCCGGGCCACAGCUGCCGGGCCGCGGGGGCCGCCGAGCGACGGGAGGACCUCUGGGGGGCGGCGCGGCGGCGCCGGAGGACGACGACGAAGACGAAGAGGAGGAGCUGCUGGAAGUACGCCUGCUGGAGACCCCCGGGCGCGAGCUGUGGAGGAUGGUCCCGGCGGGGCGCGCCGCCCGCGGACCCGCGGAGCGCGCGCAGGGGCCAUCCGGCGAGGGGGCGGCCGCCAGCGCCGCCUCUCCGACCCUGUCCGAGGACGAGGAGCCGGAGGAAGAGGAGGAGGAGGCGGCUACAGCAGAGGAGGGCGAAGAGGAGACGGUGGCAUCGGGGGAGGAGCCGCUGGGCUUUCUGUCCAGGAUGCCCCCGGGCCCCGCCGGCCUGGACUGCAGUGCCCUGGACCGUGACCCGGACCUGCUGCCCCCUUCGGGCACGUCACAUUUCGAAUUCCCGGACUACUGCACCCCCGAGGUUACCGAGAUGAUCGCAGGGGACUGGCGCCCGUCUAGUAUCGCCGACCUGGUUUUCACCUACUGAGCCCACCGUCAGCGGGGCGCGCACGCCCCCAAACCAGCUGUUUACAUACAGGAAUCAGGUAUUGGGGCCCCUCGGAGGCCGAGGCUGGCACCCCAUCUCCCGCGCAGCCUCCCCCCUCCUAGUUGUGCCCAUCCCCCCACUAAUCCAGACAUACCCCUCCCCCGCAGACACACCCCAAGGCAGCCCAACCCCCACUUUCUCCCUGACAUCUAAGCCCCUCCCCAUCCAGUCCUGUCCCGCGUAGCCACCAGCAACCAGCCCCCCUCGGAUACACCUCCCUUUCCUCCUACAUACCUUAACCCCUCCCCUCACUUUGCACACGCCCCUCCUCGUGGCCGGGCGACACGCCCCUUGGUUCCAGAAUCCCUCAGCCCUCGUCUGGGCCUGCCUUGGUAGUUGAGGGGGCGCUGCAGUCUAGCAGCCCAGCGCUCCUCCCAGUCCCCUCUUCUGGGGGGAAGGGCACCAUCCCUUCCCCCCUGGAUCUCAAGGCCCCACCCCUCAGCUUGAACCAUCCCCCACCCACCCCCUUCUUGCGCAUGCUUGAUGCUUCUUGGAGGGGGCAGGUCCCAGUUAAGCUGCAGGCCUCUAUUGCCAACUCCGAAAGGGAGGGGGCGAUUAUAGAGUGAUCUAAGAAAUCCUUUGAUCCCGGAGCCUGUGGCUUACUCUCAACCCAACGGGGCGUCACUGCCUUAAUGGGAGGCGCACUCAAAGGGAGAGAUAGAAUCUAGCUAGCCCUAAACUCUGCAAGUGUCAACCCCUUUUCUAUGAAGGGGUCACCCACGCCCACCACCACCCUCCACCGCGUGACUGCCUUUACAGCCCAUCUUGGUCGCCGGAAACUUGAUUUCCCCAAGUGGGAAUUUGGAAUUCGGUCUUUGGAAAUCCACCAAGAUGGGAUUGUCCAAGAGAACUCAGAACCAAGACACCUACCAGUCUGGGGACAGAGUUCCUGCUGCCCCCUCAACCCCCCUCCUCGGGAAGCGCCCUAUCAGCUCAGGGCAUCCUCUUUGCCUGGGCUCCUCCCUAACUCCAUCACCCCUUCCUAUCACUCAAAUCCAGUCUCAGCAACCACAGCUGCAGUAUUCAGUGGGAAAAACUGAAGCACGUUGUUGCUAGGGUUUAGGACAGGCAUACCAGCAGACGGGUGGCAAGAAUGAGGACCACGUCUAAACAAACUUGGCUUGAGGAGAGACCAGGCCAGGGGACGGUGGCUGAGCUAGUGGCCUCGGGUGCUUUGCACCUCGGUCUGCCCUUGUGAGAAAUGAGGUGGCACUGCUGUAGUUAGGAAGCUGUGUUGAGAUGAGGUUGCCCUCCGGAGCCCUGCCCGGUUGCCAAGUCUGCUCCACUGGUCUCCCGCUCCAGCCCCGCGCUCCUCCAGCCUCCCCAUCCUCCUCUGCCCUCACUACCUGUAUCUCACCGGCGUGUGUUCACCCUCUGGGUGGUUCACACACACUCAUUCACACACACACAAAUCUCAGGAACAAACGGUCCCAGAGUCCUCUUCGACCCCUGCCCUGGGUCUCCGCAGGUCUCUGCCCCACGCGUUCCCUUCGCUGACAACGCCACCAGCUGCCUCCUUUAAGCUUGGUGCUCCGGCUCUGGGCCUUUCUUGCGCUCUUUUUCUCUUUCUCUUUCUGUUUUCUUUUUUUUCUUUUUCUUUUUUUUCUUUUUUAAGAAAACAACAAAAAGACAAUGAAAAAAAAACGGAAAACGUCAUGUGAGUGAAGAGAUGUCACUGUCUGUGGUCUUUGGAGAACUAGUCUCGUAGCUGAGGGGAAGGGAUUCCCUCCUCUGGGGCACUGGCACCCACAGCAGGACUCGCCAGUCUGAUGCCAGGACUGAAUAAAGUGUAUUUGCCCCGACCUCGCCCUGUGGUUCUGCAUGUGUGUGCUUCUCGCCCCUGGCCAGCUUCAGGUGCCUAGAGUAUGGGCUGGUGCAGAGAAAGUUGGAUAUCUCUUUAGGCCUCUGUUCUCCUCUAUCUCAGGAAACCCUGCCUUUCAUUAAGAAUGGCAAACUCACCUUUACAGUGGCUAGGUAGGCAUCAUAACUGAGAGGGUUAGGGUGGGCGCUGGUGUCACAAUGCAAAGGUGCAAGCCUUUGUAGACAAUAGCCAUAUUUUUUUUCAAGAGAUGCAGGAAACCAGUCAUUGUGCUUGCUAAGUCUCAUUAGGUCAGAUGAGACAAGUAUGCAGGCAGGCAGGACUGAUCCUACCGGGUCAGUUCGACUGUUUAUUAAGGAUUGGGAAGCAAGAUUGGUAGCUGUGCUCAGAGCCUAUCUCCCGAGCAGCUCCGCCCAUGUGUGUCUUGUAAGGAUCAGCAUGGUGUUUUCAGAGUGAAACCAUGCUUGAGGUAGGCAGCAUUUAAUGCGGUAGACUCCAUAAAUUGUGUUGCUUCAUUUCCAGAGUAGGAAGCUGGGGGGUCCCCAUCAAGCAGCCAUGGCUAGGAGUAUUCUGAGGUAUCCCGCAAAUGGGUUGUCCGAUGCUGAGCAUCGGCCAAGGGCCUGAUGUACACAGGCCUGCAGUGUUAAGCCUACCACGGGACAAGAGGGCAAUAGGCCAAGAGUCUUCUCAAGAGGUUCUAACUCUGUACUUCUUGGUGCUCUGUACCUUUCCCCCAGUGCUUUACCUUGUCCAGUGAAUGUCAGUGCUCAAGAAAAGCCCUUUUUCCCAAUAAGCCAGGACUGGGGGUGGGUCUUUUCAGGGCUGCUUCUCUGCUUCUGGAGAGAAGCCGACUGGGGAGAAAGCAUGAGUAGAUAGCAUUGAGGAAGGGAGGACAGCGGAUGUGCCAAACAGAAGUCAGUUCAAGGGUUUCCUAGACCAUAGGAAACAGGGUCAGUGAAUAACCUCCAGCAAGGUCAGCCCCUGACAUCAGACUGCCCUAGGCCACACCCUUCUCCCUAGUAGGCCUGCCCCGGUGUCUAAGCUAGGUUGUUUUAGUGCUUGUGGGGCAGGCUGUUAAGCGUUUCUUCCACCAAUCUCCCCUGCUCCAGAGCUUUGUCAGACUGCCUGCAUUUUGAGUUCUUCAUGCCCAACCCUACCUUUUUUCCACAGGUGUUCGUCCUAAUAAACAUCUUA
This is a messenger RNA of Mastomys coucha (southern multimammate mouse), 4145 nucleotides long. It is a transcript of the gene Sox12, whose product is annotated as SRY-box transcription factor 12. Bases 128 to 1072 code for a protein of 314 amino acids. Gene Ontology annotation, molecular function: DNA-binding transcription factor activity, RNA polymerase II-specific; RNA polymerase II cis-regulatory region sequence-specific DNA binding. The transcript has a single exon. Lineage: Eukaryota; Metazoa; Chordata; Mammalia; Rodentia; Muridae. Gene Ontology annotation, biological process: positive regulation of transcription by RNA polymerase II; negative regulation of transcription by RNA polymerase II; anatomical structure morphogenesis. The record is from RefSeq and is a predicted model, not a curated record.